AUGAAAUUUCUUGAUAUUUCGUCUCUCGAUUCUAUAAACACUGCUUUAGUGUUUGAGAACCCUGAAUGUAGGGUGAUAGGUCGAAUAGAAACUUAUUCUUUUGAUAAAAAACUUUAUAAAAAUCUUGAAGGACGAUGGAACGCACAAAUUACUCAAUCGCAGAGUGUAUCGCCCGAACAACAUAGUUUUCAUAAUAUAAUAUCUCCAUUUGGUCCAAUGGAUCAGCCAUCUUCACGAAGAACUUUAUUCAAUUUGAUAGCAACUUUAAACGCGUCUUACCCUGACUAUGAUUUUUCUGAUGUUAAACCUGAUCAAUUCACAAAACAACCAUCGGUUCCGAUGGUUUGCAAUUACAUCAACAAUACUCUCUUUAACCUCGGUCGUGCAUACAUUGUAAAUGAUCUCAACCUAUGGCAAAUAGUUGAUGAUAUAAUUGAAUUAGAUGAAUGCAAUGUUUAUUCGUUUAACCCUGAUGUAGACUCCGAUCCAAAUGCUGAAGAUGGUGCAAUAUGGUCGUUUAAUUUCUUUUUUUACAAUAAGAAACUAAAAAGGAUCUCGUUUUUUACUGUUCGAUGUUUGAGUAUCAACGCACCUUUACAAGAAGAUGAACCAUUAGAUUCUUUUUCGGGUUCUGAGAGUGACAUCAAGUAA
Messenger RNA from Dentiscutata erythropus, 651 nucleotides. NCBI's taxonomy places the organism in Eukaryota, Fungi, Glomeromycota, Glomeromycetes, Diversisporales, Gigasporaceae. The record is from the annotation of a GenBank genome assembly.